AUGUCCAGCAACGAUGCUGCCCACAGCCAUGACUCUCCGACACCCCUCAAUCACUCCAAGUACAUGACGGAAGCACGCCGAGAGGCCGCCGAAGAUCCAAUCGAUUCUGUUGGGAAGAAGGAUCCAGACAGUGGCUCUGACAGCGAGGAUUCAUCGAACCCCAUCUCCGCCGAUGCGAGAGCCACAUUGAUGAGACUGGCCACACAAUCACAACCCUACUACUCGCACGCCCGGAAAAGCGUUUCUCCUGCCGAACACCCGGGAGCACUCGAGCGAAAAGACACUCUCCAUGGCCUGAAACCAGGUGACGAUGUUCUCGAUCCAAAGAGUCCGCAAUUCCAUCUCUACAAGUGGAUUCGGAUGGCCAUCAAGCUGUUCGAUGAUGAAGGAAUGACCCACAAGCGAGCUGGCAUUGUUUUCAGACAUGUCAAUGUCAGUGGAUCUGGCUCGGCACUGAACGUCCAGCGCACCGUCGGUGACUGGCUCGCAGCGCCUUUGCGGAUGCGCGGGCUGUUCAACUUCAGCAAAUCGCAACCACGACGAAUCCUCCGGAACUUCGAUGGCCUCGUGAAAAGUGGUGAGCUCCUGAUUGUUCUUGGAAGACCAGGUUCGGGAUGCAGCACCUUUCUCAGGACCAUCACCGGUGAAAUGCACGGGCUCGACCUCAACCAAGGAUCAACAGUGCACUACAACGGCAUUUCGCAAGAACGAAUGCUGGAGGAGUUCCGCGGCGAGAUCAUUUACAACCAAGAAGUCGACAAGCACUUUCCUCAUCUCACAGUAGGAGAGACGCUCGAGCACGCCGCAGCCCUUCGAACACCACAGAACCGACCAAUGAGUGUAUCGCGACAAAAGUUCGUCGACCAUGUCACCCAGGUCAUCAUGGCCGUCUACGGCCUGAGCCACACUUACAACACGAAAGUAGGCAACGACUUCGUUCGCGGCGUGUCCGGUGGUGAGCGGAAGCGUGUUUCGAUUGCAGAGAUGGCUCUCGCAGGCUCCUUGCUUGGAGCUUGGGACAACUCGACAAGAGGAUUGGACUCUGCUACCGCAUUGAACUUUGUCAACUCCCUGCGCCUCACAUCAAACCUGCUGGGCUCAUCGCAUGCCGUCGCCAUCUACCAGGCUAGUCAAGCCAUCUACGACCUGUUCGACAAGGCAAUCGUGCUCUACGAAGGGCGAGAAAUCUUCUACGGAAAGGCGGAUGCAGCGAAGGCGUACUUUGAACGUCAAGGCUGGUACUGUCCACCCCGCCAGACCACCGGCGACUUCUUAACCAGUGUAACGAGCCCCUCCGAACGACAGGCAGCCGAAGGCUACGAGAACCGCGUCCCAAGAACCCCAGACGACUUCGAGAAAUUCUGGCGCAGCAGCCCAGAGUACCAAGAACUGCAGCGCGAGAUUCAGGACUACGAGCAGGAAUACCCUGUCGGCGACAAAGGAACGGAACUCGAAGCUUUCCGACAGUACAAGGGACAGCAGCAGUCAGACCACGUCCGUCCCAAGUCUUCGUACGUCGUUAGCGUGUGGAUGCAAAUCAAGUUGAACAUGAAACGAUCGUGGCAACGUAUCUGGAACGACAAGGCUUCGACGAUGACGCCUAUUCUGACGAACGUCAUUAUGGCUCUCAUUAUCGGUUCUGUGUUUUUCAACUCGCCUGAUGCUUCCGUUGCUUUCACCGCAAAAGGAGCUGUCCUGUUCUUCGCCAUUCUGCUCAACGCCCUUGCCGCCAUCACUGAGAUCAACAGCUUGUACGACCAGCGCCCGAUCGUGGAGAAACAUAAAUCUUACGCGUUCUAUCAUCCUUCCACCGAGGCGAUGGCUGGAAUCGUGUUGGAUAUCCCGAUCAAGUUCACCAUGGCGGUCGCCUUCAACCUGACCCUCUACUUCCUUGCCGGUCUAAGAAGAGAACCGUCGCAGUUCUUCAUCUUCUUCCUGAUCAACUAUACUGCGACAUUCGUCAUGGCAGCCGUCUUCCGCACAAUGGCAGCUGUGACCAAAACGAUCUCCCAGGCCAUGGCUCUUUCCGGUGUGUUGGUUCUCGCCAUCGUCAUUUACACUGGCUUCGUGGUACCCGUGCGCUACAUGGGCGACUGGUUCGGCUGGAUUCGCUGGAUAAACCCCAUCUUCUACGCCUUCGAGAUUCUGAUCGCGAACGAGUUCCACGGGAGAGAGUUCACGUGUUCUGCGUUCAUCCCGGCAUACCCCGACAACGUCGCCAAUGCUCUCGCCGGUACUGGAGGAACAAGCUUCAUCUGCAACGUCGUCGGCGCAGUAGCUGGCGAAUUGACUGUCAACGGCGACCGCUACAUCGCAGAGUCGUACGGCUACUACUACAGCCACGUCUGGCGCAACUUCGGCAUCCUGCUUGCCUUCCUAAUCGGCUUCCUGGGCAUCUACUUCCUCGCCGUCGAAGUCAACUCCAACACUUCCUCAAGUGCCGAGGUCUUGGUCUUCCGACGGGGACACGUUCCGGCGUAUAUGCAGGACAUGGCCAAGGGCAAUGCGAACGAUGAGGAGGCUGGUGCGCCGGAGAAGGUUGCUGAGGUCGAAGCACAGCAGAAUGAGGAGGGUGGUGUUGAUGUCAUUUCACCGCAGACGGAUAUUUUCACGUGGCGCGAUGUGUCGUAUGAUGUUGAGAUCAAGGGCGAACCGAGACGGCUGCUGGAUAAUGUUUCGGGAUAUGUGAAGCCGGGGACUUUGACGGCGCUAAUGGGGACUUCUGGGGCUGGAAAGACAACGCUUCUUGAUGUCCUCGCUCAACGAACCACAAUGGGUGUCGUGACCGGAUCCAUGUUCGUCAACGGAGCUCCUCUCGACGACAGCUUCCAACGCAAAACCGGUUACGUCCAACAACAAGAUCUCCACCUCGAAACCUCCACCGUCCGCGAAUCUCUCCGCUUCUCCGCAAUACUCCGCCAGCCCAAGACCGUAAGCACCAAGGAGAAGUAUGACUACGUCGAAGACGUCAUCAAGAUGCUCAACAUGGAAGAUUUCGCAGAGGCAGUCGUCGGCGUCCCCGGAGAAGGCUUGAACGUGGAACAACGCAAGCUCCUCACAAUCGGCGUGGAACUCGCCGCGAAGCCGAAGCUUCUCCUCUUCCUGGACGAACCGACUAGUGGACUGGACUCGCAGAGUUCCUGGGCUAUCUGUGCCUUCCUCCGCAAGCUGGCCGAUAGUGGACAGGCUGUACUCUGCACCAUCCACCAGCCUAGCGCUAUCCUGUUCCAGCAAUUCGACAGACUCUUGUUCCUCCGCAAAGGUGGCCAGACCGUCUACUUCGGCAACAUCGGUGAACAGUCCCGCACUCUUCUCGGCUACUUCGAGAGCAACGGCGCCCGCAAGUGCGACGACGACGAGAACCCCGCUGAAUACAUGCUCGAGAUCGUUGGUGGUCAGGACCAUGACUGGGUCCAGACCUGGAACGACAGCGAACAGUAUGGCGAGGUCCAGCAGCAAAUCGAGCAAUUCCACAGCGAGAAGAAGGGCGCCUCUGCCAACGGCGAUGACGAUCCUUCAGCCCACUCUGAAUUCGCCAUGCCUUUCUGGUCACAGGUCUUAGAGGUCACCCGCCGUGUCUUCCAGCAAUACUGGCGCAUGCCCUCCUACAUCAUGGCCAAAAUGCUCCUCUCGGGCGCCUCCGGCCUCUUCAUCGGCUUCUCCUUCUACUCCGCCGACGCCACCCUGCAAGGAAUGCAAAACAUCGUCUAUGCCCUCUUCAUGGUCACCACCAUCUUCGCCACCCUGGUGCAACAAAUCAUGCCCCUCUUCGUAACACAACGAUCCCUCUACGAAGUCCGCGAACGACCCUCAAAAGCUUACAGCUGGAAAGCUUUCCUCCUGGCCAACAUCGUCGUCGAAAUUCCCUACCAGAUCAUCGCCGGCCUCCUCAUAUACGCGACCUUCUACUACCCCGUCGUCGGCGUCCAGAGCUCCGAACGACAAGGCCUCGUCCUCCUCUUCUGCGUCGUCUUCCUGAUCUACGCCUCCACCUUCGCACACAUGUGCAUCGCCGCCAUGCCCGAUGCGCAAACCGCCGGCGCGAUCGUCACCCUCCUCUUCGCCAUGACCCUCAUCUUCAACGGCGUCAUGCAAAGCCCCACCGGCCUCCCAGGCUUCUGGAUCUUCAUGUACCGCGUCUCGCCCAUGACUUAUUGGGUCGCCGGGAUGGCCGCGACAAUGCUUCACGGCCGCCAAGUCACCUGCUCCCAACAAGAAUUGAGUGUGAUCGACCCGCCCGGAGGCCUUACGUGUCAAGCCUACUUCGAGCCUUACCUCCAACAAGCACCCGGCUACCUCCUCAACCCGGACGCUACAGAACAAUGCGGAUACUGCUCCAUCAGCGUCGCUGACACCUUCCUCGCCGGCUCGGGAAUUCAGUGGGGCGACAGAUGGCGCAACUUCGGCAUCAUGUGGGCGUACGUUUUCUUCAAUAUUUUCGCGGCUGUCAUGUUGUAUUAUUUCUUCCGCGUCCGGAGUAGCAGCAAGAAGAGUAAAACGAGCAAGACCAAGAAGAACGACAAGAGCAACGAGGGAACGAACGCGGAUCAGCAGGCGAAGAAGGGGAAUACCGCUGCUGCGAUGAGUUUUGCGGGUGUGGGGACUAGUGCGGCGGGUGUGGCGAAUGGGUAUCUGACGAAUAAUUUGCAGAGGGUCAGUACGAAUAAGAGGAAUGCGCAUAUUUAUUAG
Fulvia fulva is the source of this 4689-nucleotide messenger RNA. Its product is annotated as ABC multidrug transporter atrA. The record is from RefSeq and is a predicted model, not a curated record. The transcript has 2 exons. Gene Ontology annotation, biological process: transmembrane transport. NCBI's taxonomy places the organism in Eukaryota, Fungi, Ascomycota, Dothideomycetes, Mycosphaerellales, Mycosphaerellaceae. Bases 1 to 4689 code for a protein of 1562 amino acids. Gene Ontology annotation, cellular component: membrane. Gene Ontology annotation, molecular function: ABC-type transporter activity; ATP binding; ATP hydrolysis activity.